GUUGGCUUUCUGAACUAGGACUGGCAGACAAAUAGGGAAGUGGACUACGUUGUGCAUACAAAAUCAGACAACAGACAGGCAGAGCGGAAAAAAAAGGAGUUCCAUGUGAGAAGGAUAAUAGCUGGUGCAUGGAUGACCUUUAUUGGAGUGCUAUAUUUUGUCUUCUUCAUCUACUAGCUGACACUGUGACUUUUGCCUGAGAGUGAGAGCUUUACUUAAGAGGAUUUUUUUACUGAAAUGCCACCUUCUUGCUAAAGAGAGAUACCAAGACAUAAUAAGCAGAUUUGUCUUGGAAGGCAAGAACAAAGCAAACCACCUUUUGUACAACUAGAAGAGGUUAUGCACAGAAAUAAACAGCAAGAAUUAGUCCUGACUAAAUUACUAUUUACAACCUAAUGCCACGCACGAAAAAUAAUAUUACACCAGGAAAUGUAAAUCCAGGACAAAAGUGACCACUACAAGCUUCCAGAUCUGAAACUAUACAAGCCUGAUGGUUUUUGAAACCAUACCAGUUUCCUCAGGGAGAGGUCCUCAUAUCUGAUUUUCUCUGCAGAAAUCAGAAGUGUUGUUCCAUGACAUCUGCCAUCUUCCCCUGACGUCUGCUCCACUCAUUUCUGAUGGCUCCUGUUGACACCUUAGAAGUAACCCAGGGACUUUCUAGCACUGAACAGCCCCAGGUUCUGCUCCUGGGAGUGCUCAUAGCAGGGGCAUCUUUUCUGACCCUUUCCAUUCUUACACUUCUCUGCAGCUCAUGUCACGGGAGAAAGAAAAUGUUAAUCGUGAAUGGGGACCAUGAAAACUUGAUGAAUGUGGCUUCAGACAAGGAGACAUUUUCGUUUUCAGCAACUACCAGUAUUGGGACAGAUGCUCCAGCCAAUAGCUGUCAAAAUGGCACAGUUAGUAAUGGAGAGGUACUUUCAGAUGACAGCGACGCUGCUUAUAUUCAACCUUAUGAAGAGGUACUGACUCCUAAAUGUGAAUCACUAGAGCAGCUGGAAAAUACUGGGAAGUCCAUAAGGUGUCAUCAAAGCAGAGAACUGCCCAGUAUUCCACCAAAUGAUGGAACAGAGGCAGCAGAGUGCACUGGGAAUCAGCAGGUCAAUGCAUCUGUUACAGCUGACAGCACCUAUGAAGUAGUGAAAGACACUUCUUUACAGGACAAUGUCACUGAAGAUGGUCUGUAUGAAACUGUAAAAGACAUGAAACAAGAAAGUGGUCUGAAAGGGAAUGCAGAGGUCUCUGCACCAGAAACAAAGACUAUGGUUUGUGGUGAUGUUCCCCAAGGUGGGGUUGCAUCUGCUGAGUAUGCAUCAGUGGACCAUAACAGAAAGAGCCACCCAAUCAUUAAUACUAUAUAUGUGCUAGAGAAGUCGGGAUCUCAGGAUGAGGACACCCCAGGUCAGGAUGAGGACAUCCCACCACCUGUACCAUUAAAGCAAUUGGAUGAAAAUGAGAAUGUACAGAGCAAAGACAUUGAAGGGGAAGGUUCGAAGAAUGUCGGAAAAGCACAGACGAGAGGAGUCCUCAUAAAAUACAAGUCUCGAGAUGAGGACCCUUCACUUUCAGAAGAUGAGGUAGCAGCUAUGUACUCAACGGUGACCAAAUCACAAGAAAAUAUUGAUCUCGCCAUGCCUGACUCUACAUACAGUUACAUUAAGGAGGUGCCUCUACAAAGUACCCCAUCUGUUGGUAGUGAUCUUUAUUCAACAGUGAUAGACACUGAAAAAACAUCAACUAUCACUGGAGUGGCAGGACCUCUACUUGUGCAGAACCCAGCUGAGAAUGAUUACGAAGCCAUUCAUAUGGAAGCAAAGACGGAAUCCCUGAAUGAACCCAUAUCUGCUAUCAGCCCAGCAUCGCCACCACAGAUUGAUCAUGAUUAUGAAAGCAUUGCUGAUUUGCAAAAACAUAGCAAGCAGUAAUAUCACAGUAUUAUGAAAAGCACAUUUUGUUGAAAAUUAUUUUGUAAGAGAACAGCAUUGCAUUGCUAGUGACGGUACGAAGGAACUGGAAAUACAAAGUGCCAUUUAAUUAAUACUACUAAAAAGACUUGUUAAAACAGUGCUUAAAUAAUGUAUCUUUUUUGCCUCGUCAAAGAAAGGAAACCACUUUUGUAAGUAUGUGCCAACUAAGUCAUGAACCUCAAAGUCACUAUCAUCUGGAGUAGCACAGCAUGGCAAGCAACUGUUUUAUAUCAAAGGUUUCUGAUGUAAUUGUUUGUUUUCUUUGUUCAGUCCAGCACUUUGUGUUAUAUUUUGAAAUAAUUAGUCUAACUCUUGGUGGGUACGUUAAUACCAAAUGGUACGAGAGCACAGUAGAUACCACAAUAGCGCUUUUGUAUGCCUUGAUUUCAACAUUAGGUUCAUAGAUAGUUUCCAGAAAUAAGGAAUUCAAUGUUAAAAUGGCAGCAGACACUCAACAAGGUUGUUGGUACAACAGCUGCACCUAUCUUUUGCCCAUGCACCAUAAAGCUGCUUGCAGAUUCCUUCCCAUGCAUGUAUUGCAUGUAUCAGUACCCAGCCAGACCAGAUAAUCUCCCACAUUGUAGCAUAUUUGAUAGAUCAUGCAUGCGUGGGCUGUAGGGUUACCCUCUGUCCCUCUUUAUGCAGGACAAUCCCUAUUUCGGCAGAUGUGUCCUGUAAAAAACAAAAAAAAUCACAAGUGACCUGAGUUUUGGGGGAGAAAAAAACAUUUCCUAUGUUUCCUCUAUUAGGAGCAUAAGCAAUUAUUUUGCAUUUGAAAUAUAUCAAUAUUAUAUGAAACAACAAAAACAAUUUCAAUUAUACAAGACUAAGCCUUUUGAUAAAAUAAAGUGAAAUCCUGUCUUUUGCACUGGUUGUGGCCAUAGUUUGUCCUGCAAAAUAUCUUGUUUCCAUUAAAAAUGCCCCAUUUUGGGCAUUUGAAAAGGUGUCGAUCCUGACUGGCUACAUCCAGUACAACAACUCAGACCAGUACAGAAAAAUGUUUGGAGUAUCUCUGAAGGGCAGCAUCUUUUGGCUAAACCAUUACAUAUGAUGCAGGUUUAUGAGGGGAACCAAAUUCUGAGGAGAUACAUGUAGGUAAUACAAACAAAGGACAUGCAUACCAGAUGGGAUUGGCAAAGGGAAUAAUUAAUGGAAUUAUCUAAGGGGAUCAUUCAAAAGCACCACAUAUCAUUGUACAAUGAAGAUUUAAAGUAUAUGGUAGUAAUAUUUUUGCUGUUGUUGAAAGCAGCAGCCCCUGACCCACAGAAAUAAGGAUAGAACUCCUAAACCUUAUGUUCUGUACAAGUCAAUAAAAUGUUUAAUUGUUCAUGUCUGAAUACCUGUUUGUUCAGAUUAUUAUUUUACUGGGUCAGUUUAACCAUUUAUGCUCAUAAUGUUUCAACAUUCACAGAUUUAAUACCUCAGUGACUGCUUACUAAAGCACAGACAUUUCCCUAAGACCUUAAGCACAAUACUAUCUGUUUUAUAACGCAGUUGUAAUAUGAUGCACAGAUAUAAGAAGUCCUUUAACAAGUUCUAAUUGUACUGCAAAAAACAACAUAUUUUUUAUGUUUUUGUGAUGCCAUUCUUUUUGUUUCAUGAUAUGUUUUUUAUUAGAACUCCUACAAAAAAAAACAGUUUGUGGUAACUAUUUCUGAUGUAUCAACAUUAUAAAUUUGAAGUCCCACUGUGUUUCUCUCUGCACCCACUUGUGCAUAGGCACACAUAUGUGCACACUGACACACGUGACACACACACACACACACACACACACACACACACACACACACACACACACACACACACACAGUCUGCUACAGCUUCCAAAAAUUUUUGAGCCUUGUUUGCUUACUCAAAAAAUUAUUUAUUUAUAAAAUAAAAAUGGUAGCUGGCGCAGCUGUUCAGGUGUUGCUGUAAAAUAAACUCAUUCUUUAAGUAGCGAGGUACAAGACAGCAGACGUUAUGUGCUUUCUGAAUUACUUUUAUUAUGUAAUGUUGCACAGCAGUUAUAAAAUGGUACUUUUUACUGUAUUAUAAAAAUUAACAAGCUUAUGAAUGUCAUGACUUACGCUGUGAUAAAAAAUCAAAAUUA
Protopterus annectens (West African lungfish) is the source of this 4056-nucleotide messenger RNA. RefSeq names its product phosphoprotein membrane anchor with glycosphingolipid microdomains 1 (gene PAG1). Gene Ontology annotation, cellular component: plasma membrane; membrane raft. The record is from RefSeq and is a predicted model, not a curated record. The transcript is spliced from 11 exons. Gene Ontology annotation, biological process: negative regulation of T cell activation; intracellular signal transduction. The coding region runs from base 618 to 1922 and encodes 434 amino acids. NCBI's taxonomy places the organism in Eukaryota, Metazoa, Chordata, Ceratodontiformes, Protopteridae.